Messenger RNA from Cuscuta campestris, 3481 nucleotides. Lineage: Eukaryota; Viridiplantae; Streptophyta; Magnoliopsida; Solanales; Convolvulaceae. The record is from the annotation of a GenBank genome assembly.
UAAAAAAAUUAGAUCUCUCUCUCUUCUUCUUCUUCAUCACUCUGCCUAUCCUCCGUUAAACCCUAUACCCACAAAUCCCGCACCCCCGCGUUUCACGCCAUGAAUCCAUCGCUUCUCCUCCCAACCAAUCCAUCUCCGAACCGCGCAAUUCUCCUCCCCCAUUUCCUCAACCCCACCCCUGUCCGCCUCGCCGCCGCCUCCCGCAACCGCCGCAGCCACCGCGUUAGAAUCCCAAGCGUUCGUUCAUCUUCCGACAAUCCAUCUACAUCAACCGAUUCUUCUUCCACUUCUUCCAUCAAUAGCGCUGCGAUUCCCGUUAAGCCGGAUGUGUUCGGAGGCAAGAGGGAGCUGUCCGGCAUUCAGUUGCUGGUGGACUCCAUGCCACACCCGGUUAGGAUUGCUGGUUCGACUCUUGUGUUUGCAGGCGCAGUAGCGGCCGGGUAUAGCCUUGGAAUCAGGUUUGGUGGGUCCCGUAAUGCCGGAUUGGGUGGGGCUCUGGCCCUUGGAGCUGCCGGAGCUGGCGCGGCUUAUGCUCUGAACUCUUGUGUACCUGAGGUUGCGGCGGUGAAUUUGCAUAAUUAUAUGGCGGGAUGCGAUGAUCCGUCUGCUUUGAAGAAGGAAGCAAUUGAAGCUUUAGCAAAUAAAUAUGGAGUCAACAAACAGCAUGAGGCCUUCAAUGCAGAGCUUUGUGAUAUAUACUGCCGGUAUGUAUCUGCUGUCAUUCCUCCCGGAAAUGAAGAUCUUACAGGUGAUGAAGUGGAAGCUUUAACAAAAUUUAAAAGUGCAUUAGGCAUUGACGAUCCGGAUGCAGCAGCCAUGCAUAUGGAGAUUGGUAGGCGCCUUUUCAGGCAAAGACUUGAAACUGGAGAUCGUGAUGCUAACAUGGAACAGAGACGGGCAUUUCAGAAGCUGAUAUAUGUUUCUACCCUUGUAUUUGGAGAUGCUUCUUCUUUCCUUUUACCUUGGAAACGCAUGUUCAAGGUCUCUGAGUCCCAGGUUGAACUUGCUAUUCGUGAGUGUGCACAACGGCUUUAUGCUACCAGACUUAAAUCUGUUGGACGAGAUGUCAAUGUGGACCAACUUGUUAGCCUCAGGGAAGCACAACUUUUGUAUCGUCUUAGUGAUGAGCUUGCAGAAACGAUGUUCAGGGAGCAUACGAGAAAGCUUGUGGAAGAGAACAUAUCAAGAGCUUUAACCAUAUUGAAGUCCAGGACAAGAGAACCUGGGGAAGCUACACUUGUCAUUGAAGAGCUUGACAAAAUUUUGGCUUUCGAGAAUUUGCUAAUCUCAUUGAAAAAUCAUUCUGAUGCCGGUCGUUUUGCACGAGGAGUUGGGCCUGUUUCAUUGUCAGGUGGUGUAUAUGAUACUGAUAGAAAUAUUAAUGACGUAAAGCUUCUUUACCGAGCCUAUGUAACGGAUUCUCUAGCCAGUGGUCGCAUGGAAGAAAAGAAGUUUGCCGCACUGAAUCAUUUGAGGAAUAUAUUUGGUUUAGGCAAAAGAGAAGCUGGGGCAAUUACAUUAGAUGUCACUUCAAAAGUAUAUCGUAAACGACUUGCUCAGGCUGUACGUACAGGUGAUUUGGCAGCUGCUGAUAGUAAAGCAGUCUACCUUCAAAAUCUUUGUGAGGAAUUGCGCUUUGAUCCACAGAAAGCAAGUGAGAUACAUGAAGAAAUAUAUAGGCAGAAGCUUCAGCAAGCAAUCUCAGACGGAGAACUUAGUGAUGAAGAUGUGAAUUCCCUUGAGCGGUUACAGAUAAUGCUUUGCAUUCCCAAGCAAACUGUUGAAACAGCACAUGCUGAAAUCUGCGGCGUUUUAUUUGAAAAUGUGGUGAAGGAAGCAAUUGCAGGAGGAGUGGAAUGGUAUGAUUCUGAAGUGAAGAAAUCUGUUAGAAAGGCAGCUUAUGGCUUACGCUUAACUAAAGAGGCUGCAUUAUCAAUUGCUAGUAAAGAAGUCCGGAAAAUGUUCAUAAAGUAUGUUCAGCAGGCCCGAGCAGCUGAAAACCGCACUGAAUCUGCAAAAAUAUUGAAAAAGUUGAUAUCAUUCAAUAGCUUGCUUGUCACUCGACUGGUUCAAGAUAUUAAGGGGGAAGAAGAAACAUCAUCAAAAUCUCCGCAUGAGAAGCAUCCUAUGAAUGAUGAGGAUGUAGAGAAGCCACUAUAUGAGGAAGAGGAAUGGGACUCUAUGCAAUCCCUUCAAAAAUUAAGAAAAGAUGGGAAAGACUUCAGAAAAGGCAUCCAGACCGAGAUAACCCUGAAAGGUGAUCUUCCGGAUAUGGACAGAAUUGAUCUGUACAAAACAUACUUGCAGUAUUGUCUAUCUGGAGAUGUUACCAUGAUUCCUUUCGGUGGCCAAAUCACCACCGAACGGGACGACUCCGAGUUUGUUCUGUUGGGCCAACUUGGUAGCAUCCUUGGGCUCACCAACAAGGAGAUCGUCAAUGUGCAUCGUGGCUUGGCUGAACAGGCAUUCAGGCAAAAAGCUGAGGUAAUAUUAGCCGAUGGACAAUUAACGAAGGCCAAGAUGGAGCAACUGAAUGAAGUUCAGAAGAGUGUUGGGUUGCCUCUUCCUUAUGCCCAAAAGAUAAUACAGAGCAUAACGAGUACCAAACUGGGAGCAGCACUUGAAACUGCUGUGAGUCAGGGAAGGUUAAGUGUGAAGGAAGUUAGAGAGUUGAAAGAGGCUGGGAUUGAUAUCAACACUAUGAUCUCUGUGAGCUUACGUGAAAACCUUUUCCGGAAAACAGUGGAUGAUAUAUUUUCCUCUGGCACUGGAGUGUUUGACGAAGCAGAAGUGUAUGAGAACAUCCCUGCGGAUCUUAAUAUUAAUGCCGAGAAGGCCAAAAGGGUCGUGCAUGAUCUAGCACGUACUAGGCUGUCAAAUUCUCUCAUUCAGGCAGUGGCGCUUCUAAGGCAGAGAAACCAGAAAGGAGUGGUAUCUUCUCUCAAUGACCUGUUAGCCUGCGACAAAGCUGUACCUUCAACUCCAUUAUCAUGGGAGUUGCCGGAGGAACUUGCCGAUCUCUUUGUGAUAUACCUGCAAAGCGAUCCCGUGCCUGAAAACGUGUCCCGGCUACAGUACUUGCUGGAUAUAAGUGAUUCAAGGGCAGACACCUUAAGAAGCUUCAAGGGUAGGGUUGUCUCAGAAACUGCUGAAGAGGAAGAAGAGUUUGUUUUUUAACUUGUUUUCUUCAAAUUUAAAAUUAACAGCAGAAGAAGAAGAAGAUAAACUAGUGUCUGUAGCCCAUGAUUUGUCUCACCAGAUUUUUGGAUAUUUAUAGGGAAAAUGUAAUAUGAAUUUGUUUCAUGCAUGUAUGAGAGGCAGGUGGUUUGGAAUUUUGGAUCAAGGUUUAAUAAUAAAAGUUUAUCCAUGACGUGCAAUAUGAAUUAAACACGUACACAAUAAAUUCUACAAAAAUAAGUGGUGAGAUGACUAUUUUUUAAAACGAUCGAUGAAAAUGUAUUAAGAAAAUAGAUUUAGUUUG